CGGACAACUACCUAACAUCCCUGUUCCAUUUCCACUUUCUUUCUCUCUCUUUGCUUUGGCUCUGGCAGCUUUCCAUUGGAAAGCUCUCUAUUGGAGGCAAAGAGCGCCAUGCUAUGCCAUUGGUCCAAACGAGAGCCUCCAAAGAAAGUCUGGGUGAGCGAGGUCCACGCAAUCCCUAACAAGUGUUCCAUUCCCAGAUCAUCAUUCCAAUCAUCUUGAGACAAACAACGAAGACUCGCAUUUGAUUGGGGAUGCGGUCAAGAUAAUAUAUCAUUGUGCCACCACAAACCAACUCAUCGGCAUAGCUUCCAAAUCUUUGGAGAUCGUCGUCAUCAGCUGACAGUGACAGAACUAUCCUUCCGAGGAAGAGGAAUACAUCAAGAGGAAUCAAAGAGAGAGAGAGAGAGAAAGACAAGGGCCAUGUCGUAGCAAGUCGAGUAGCAUGGCCAUUUCACUGUCCCUGAGUGUCCUGACCAAAGCAAUGGAGUCAAUGAACCUUUUGGAUCUGAAGGUGAUGCCCAAGCAAAUCGUUGAGGAGAUCGCAUCUGACGAUCCUAUCUAUGAGGUCAACCAGUUCUCAUAUGUGUGCAAUCUGUUGUACUACAGCUACUUUUGGGAAAUCAUGAUCAUUUGGGAGGUGAUUUUGCCCAUGCUCGGACUUGUCUGUUUUUUCAAAUCCCCAUUCUCGGAGACUUUAUCUUGGACGUGGUUUCUGGCGGUUCUUCAUGCCAACGUCUCCGUUUGGGUCUGGAUUGUCUACUUCAUCUUCACUUACAACUACUGUUGGCAAAACAUUGCCAGUCUCCAAUGUCCAGAUUGCACCACGGUUGCUUGCACUGGAGGGAUAUUCUUAGGUAUCUCGUUGGUGAUCAGCAUUAUUGCUGCAAUUGCCAAUGAUCAGUAUUACCCUGAUGCUAGACUCACUCCACGUGAAAUGAAGCAAUUCAUUGCGCAUCUUCGGAGUGCUAAUCCUGAGAUAACGUUCACUUUGCGCACGCAUCUCAAUGCGAUGGGCGAGUGGAAACGAGUCAAGAAGGUUUUCCAUCCGAGGCAAUGGUAUGAUAACACUGUUUAUCCAGAUGUGGGCCAGUCCUUCAUUGACCGCGAUGCUAUGGUGUUCCAAAUAUCAAUGUCCACUCUGGCGAAAACCAUCGAGGCUAGGGACGACCUGCGGCUAUUUCUGUGGGAUUUCUCCACCGAACACAUGCAGGCAAUCACUUUAGAAGAUACGGAGGAUUAUUACAUGUUUUCGCACCUUCAUCCGCCCACAAACCCCAUCCGAAGGCAGCCGAGACCCUUUGCCAAUCGUUAUGGCCGAUAUAACAUGGGAAUCCCUUUGAAAUUCCCACUUAUCAGCUCCGAGAAGAUUGUGCGGAUUUAUGUGUCCAAAUCCGGGAGCCUUCCGUUCUAUUUGGACAUCCUUUUGCGAUUUGCUUGGAUUCUCAACCUAUUUGGGUUUUCAUCCAUGGUCCUCAAGGGGCUAAACAAUCUUCAAAAAAUUACAGAGAAGACACACAUCGAGAAAAGGUUCUCUGAGAGGGUUUUACCGUCCCACCAAAGAGGAUCAGAUAACGCUCCUCACAAUCCAGUUGAGGAGACACCCCCUCCCGCUUAUCAUGUCCUAGUGGAUUCAGAACCACCCAAGUACACAAGGACCGUGCUCACCAACCAUUCCAAGGCCUCUGAGGCCAAAUUGGACGCCACUAAAGCCCCACAAAGGGAAUCAGACGUUCAAGUUCAAGUGGAAACUGAUGAAGAUACAGCUGACGAUGGGCUCCCCACUUACACGGAAGCUUUGGAGCUGGCUUGAAGAUAUUAUGUAAUGCGUGAAACUCCCCUGUCAAAUUAGUGUCAAAGAAGAAUUAAAUAGGAACUGUGUCUCAAUUUUUGAUGUAUUCCAAGUUUAUUUUUGAAAAUCGAUCAGACUUAAGAACUUGAUACAAACCCCACCCAAGAGCCCCCCUACCCUCGGUUCAAAUAUGAUUAAGCUGGCAGACUGCUAUUUUCCACUAUUUGUGACCCAAAUGAUGUGAAUCACCUUCAGCAAAUCUGUUUGCUCUAUCGGAUGUCAUUCAACGUCAAUAGGACUUCGGGGUUAGUCACUUCAGAUCCUGCCAAAAUUUAUGAAAUGCUUAUAUUCUCGUCAUUAUUUCAUUCUGUGCCCUGCGAUCCUGGCGAGGCCUUCAAAUAUCGAUACACAUUAAGUGGCCGUUGUGUGCCAACGAUUUCGGAAGCAGAUCAGGUCCUUGCAGUGAUCUAGCGUAAUUUCCCUUCUUGUUGUGGUUUUUGCAAGAUCUAGAUGAGGUCAAUUCUACUCUCUGCCAUUAUGUCAUAGUUUUGGAGACGUGCUGUAAUUGGAACGAGUUCAAAAAUAGUUCACAGAAGGGUGGCAAAAUUAUUGCGGGCUGAAAAACUUAAGCACCUGCAAAUACACGCAUUAGCAGGGAAGGAAAGUCGUCAUUAAUGAAUAUGAUUUUUAUGAAAAAUAACGCAAGGAAAAGAACAAAUCUCAGACCUUUGGCUUUGGAAAAUAUUUUUUUCCGAAUCCUAAAAAGAAAGGAGACUAUUUUUGAGCAAAGGCAGAAAAGUGAAAAAAAAAAAGUUUGUUGUAAUAUUUUCGUGUGAUUUUCUUAUUUUUCAGCACUCUAUUUCAUCUUUGUGGUGUUUGAGUAGACAACUAAAUUUGUCAUUUUUUUUCAAUUUAUCACCAAUUGACAGAUGAUAUUUCUUCGUUCCACUAUUGCGUCUAAAUAAAAAAAAUGCCC
This is a messenger RNA of Tigriopus californicus, 2765 nucleotides long. RefSeq lists its product as uncharacterized. Lineage: Eukaryota; Metazoa; Arthropoda; Copepoda; Harpacticoida; Harpacticidae. The transcript has 9 exons. Bases 443 to 1810 code for a protein of 455 amino acids. The record is from RefSeq and is a predicted model, not a curated record.